Molecule: messenger RNA, 2472 nt
Organism: Haliaeetus leucocephalus (bald eagle)
Lineage: Eukaryota; Metazoa; Chordata; Aves; Accipitriformes; Accipitridae
Gene: SRSF4
Product: serine/arginine-rich splicing factor 4
Exons: 4
Coding region: 737-1813 (358 amino acids)
Biological process (GO): mRNA splice site recognition; alternative mRNA splicing, via spliceosome
Cellular component (GO): cytoplasm; ribonucleoprotein complex; nucleus
Molecular function (GO): mRNA binding
Source: RefSeq, a predicted model, not a curated record
AAGAGAUAAGUACGGUCCUCCUACCCGUACAGAAUACAGAUUGAUUGUGGAAAAUUUGUCAAGCCGCUGCAGUUGGCAAGACCUUAAGCCAAAGUCCACAGCAGCUGAAAGAUGGCCCUGUCUGACAGCUUGCUUGAAGCAGGGCAGAAUGGCCCUCCUUGAUAAACAGAGGUGUUCAGUAAUUGAAACAGAGAAGCCAGGAAGCAUGAAGUGGGAAAAUGAAUUGAGCUUUUACUCGUGUGGCGGCUUCUUCCAGUAGAAUGAGAUGUGUUACCUAGGUAGAGGACAAAGGGAAGUCUGCUUGCCUGUAGUCUUCUUGCCUCUUCUUAUUCAACCUUUAAGUUUAUCACCUUUCCCAAGUUAGCUUUGAAAACAUGAUUUAGAGAGCAAGCAUUUUACUUCUUUAAUCGCUUUUGUAAUUUGAAACUUAUCAUAGUCCAGAGCAUAUUUGAUACUAGACUCGAGAUGAGAGACCUUAAAUUAUUGUUUGGCUCAAAACUAUCAACACCACUUUGGUUCUAAUCACACAAACUCUGUGAAAUCGUAGUGUGUUAUUUGGCUUGCUCAGCAACCUUGGCGUUAACCAAACAGCAUUUGCAGUGCUAAAACCCUUGCUGACAUCUGUGUGAAUAGAAGAGGCUAAGUGAGAAUCAUUGCAAAAAUGAACAGGGUCAGCCUGGAAGCCUGACUGUGGAUUCGAGGCAAUGGUUAUUCUGUCCUCUUCCUCUAGGAUUAUAUGCGUCAGGCAGGGGAAGUGACAUAUGCAGAUGCACACAAAGGAAGGAAAAAUGAAGGUGUGAUUGAGUUCAAAUCCUAUUCUGACAUGAAAAGAGCCCUUGAAAAGCUGGACGGGACAGAAGUAAAUGGCAGAAAGAUUAGAUUAGUGGAAGACAGACCUGGAUCGAGACGGCGCCGCUCUUACUCCAGAAGCCGAAGCCAUUCGAGGUCUCGCUCUCGAAGCAGACAUUCUCAUAAGAGCAGGAGCCGCAGUGCCAGUAGUAGUCGCUCCAAGAGUAGAUCAAGAUCCAGGUCUGUGUCCCGUUCCAGAAGCAAGAGCCGUAGUCGAAGCAAGAGCCGUAGCAGAGGCCAAAAAGAGAAAAGCAGGACUCCAAGUAAAGAGGAUAAAAGUAGGAGCCGCAGCAGGAGUGCAGAGAAAUCCCGAAACAAAAGUAAAGAUAAACCUGAGGGCACUCUCCAUAACAGUGAUGAGAAAGCAAAGAGCAGGAGCCACAGCAAGGAAAAGAGUAGGAGCAGGAGUGGGAGUAAGGACAGGGGAGAGAUGAGGGAGAGCAUGAGGAGUAGGAGCAAGGAGAAGAGUAGAAGCAAAGACAGGGAGAAGAGCAUUAGCAAGGCUAGAAGCAGGAGCAAGAGCAGGGAUGAGAGUAGGAGCAGGAGCCACAGUAAGGAUAAAAGGAAAAGUAGGAAGAGAAGCAGGGAUGACAGCAGAAGUAGAAGCAGGAGCCGCAGCAAGAGUGAGAAAAGCAAGAGACGCAGCAAGCGAGACAGCAAACCAAGUAGCAAGAAGAAAAGGAAGGACAGCCACGAGCGGUCCAGGUCAGUCUCCAAAGAAAAGGAGCAUCUAAAAGCAGAUUCUGACAAAAAGGAGGCAAAAGGUGAGGGUGAGGAUGCAGUUGGACAUCGGGUGUCUCGCUCCAGGUCUAGGUCGAUUUCCAGGUCAAAACCAAAUGUCAAGUCAGAUUCUCGUUCCAGGUCUAAAUCUGUUUCAAAGCCUAGGUCCCGGUCCAAGUCUAGAUCUAGGUCUCCCUCUAGGUCACACUCCCGAUCGCGGUCAAGGUCUCGCUCCAGAUCCUAACCUUGCUGCAGCCACACUUGGAAUGGUUGGAAAAGUCUUUUGUACAUGUUUAGUAGUUGUAGCGCAAGUGAUUGAAGUAGAAAACAUGUCGAUGCUGUAUAUUUUUAACAACCCUGAUGGUAUGUCUGUCAUUAUUAACUGUAGUGCUCCUUCCCUGCAAUGCUUUCUGAUGCAAGGCUGUUCAGCUCAUUUUCUAUCCUAUAGAAAUGUUCUCUUUAAAUAUAACUCUUCCUAGAGCACCAAAAUUGCCCUGUUUUCCAGGAAGAGCCUUGCAGAGAAUGAGCACUGCACCUUGGUGGGUUUAUGAGAUUGCAGUGAUGACUGAUAGGUAGGUAUGAUGGCUUCAACAGUCUUUGCCCUUGAAUUGAUGCCCUUUGAUGUAUGCCAUUUAGUGGAAGUGCUAAGUCUUAGGUUUCAUACUACUUCUGUUUCAUAUUUUUUGGACUUACAAAGUUGUGAAUAGCACAGUCAAAAGGAAAAAGAAAAUAUAGGUACUUGCAGUAAUCCAUAGGGAAAAGAAGUAUAGUUCCAUAUUCUGGUAUUGUGACAAUAUCCUUGUUUUAUAUUAAAUUUUUUUAUUUUAUUUUUCCCUGUCUUGCAAAGUACAGUGAUUCCUGUUUCCAUGAAAUUUGAAUAAAGACUAUUUUUGCUUGAUGACA